AUGGAGAAUAAUACCGAGUUAGAUCGACAGACAACCACAUCAUUCGCAACAAACGACCAGCACGACGAUGACGAUACCGAGGCAAGAUGGUUAGCAGAGCUUCAACGGAAACCGUGGUACAAUCGCCCUAGCCAUUACUGGCUGUUGCCAUGGCUAGUUGUUGUAGGCAUCACGAUGAGUUUCAGCAGUAGUUCGAUCCAGCAGCUAAAGAUAAAAACCGUAUGCGCUCAUCUGCUGGGACUUGAGGAUGGCGGUGCUAUACCUAGGAACUUUACAUCGGCUAUCGGAGAUGUGCGAGCAUUCGACCCCGUCGAUCCAUGUGGAUCAAAAGAGGUCCUCGGUUUUGUGGGUCAGUUAGAUGGGAAUAUCGGAGCCAUUAAUGGCGUCUUUACCUUGCUGACACUCGCUAAAUGGACCUCUUUGAGUGAUGUGUUCGGUAGAAAGUUUCUGCUACAUAUCGGCAUGUUUGGUAUUGCCGUGUUGUUCCUGCUCAACUGGUUUGCUGCCAGCCAGUUCAACUUCAUGGGGUACCACAUUUACUAUGUCGAAGCUGUCCUCCUCGGCCUGAUUCCUGCUGGUGCGCUUAUCAACCCCGCUGUGUACUCUUACACAGUCGACUGCACCACGGGCAGCAAUAGAAGCCGUACGCUCGGAUACUUGGGCACCAGCUUCGCCCUCGGUAACAUCGUCGGGUCUGCUUUGGGUGGCUCCAUUUCCAAAGCCACGGAAGAUCUGACAGUGGUUGUGAAGAUCUCGCUAGUUUGCACUGCCUUUCUGGCCGUCUACCUGUCCGCAUUGCCCGAGUCUCUUAAAACAAAGCCAGCCUCGUUGACCCAAUGGAUGACAAGCCAGACUGGAGGACAUCACCAAACGACCAACGCUACCAUCUCCACUCAAGCAAAAGAGGCAACGUCUUUUGUGCAGACCCUCAAACGGGUCUUUUACCUGGCCAAGGCAAACUUGUUAACCAUUUUUGACCCAUUAUUGCUCUUUGUUCCUGGACAUGUCCCCAAGUCGGAGAAAAUGGCCACGCGUUAUACCCCUGCUUUGAUCGUGUUCGCAAAGUUUUUCUCGAUGAUUGGUCUUGCUGCGAGCGACGACGAGGAAGCUGCGGCGCAGCCAUUGGUGCAGGAUUCGGAUGAAGCUCAGGAAUCUUUGCCCAAGAGUACCGAAAGCGACCUGAGCAGUAUGGAAGCCAUGAAAAUGGACCUUGUCUUUGCGGUUGGCGGGCUGGCUUUGCUGGUGUUUGCCUACCUUCUUAUUCCUCUCAUUGCCACCGAAUUUGCUCUCUAUUUCAGUAAGUAA
Linnemannia hyalina is the source of this 1305-nucleotide messenger RNA. Lineage: Eukaryota; Fungi; Mortierellomycota; Mortierellomycetes; Mortierellales; Mortierellaceae. The record is from the annotation of a GenBank genome assembly.